Messenger RNA from Phodopus roborovskii (desert hamster), 1357 nucleotides. It is a transcript of the gene Ct47c1, whose product is annotated as cancer/testis antigen family 47 member C1. The record is from RefSeq and is a predicted model, not a curated record. The transcript is spliced from 4 exons. Bases 53 to 1357 code for a protein of 434 amino acids. Lineage: Eukaryota; Metazoa; Chordata; Mammalia; Rodentia; Cricetidae.
AUCAUCACUAACCCAGCUCAGUCUAGGCUUUGUGGAGAUACCUAAUAGUGUCAUGUCUACCAGAAGAGAUCAAGAUCCAACCAAAGAGAGCCGAGAGAACCCAGUAACCCUUGAAGGAGAGUGGGUACGGGAAGCUGCAGAGAGCGGCAGGGUAGGCCUCGAGUCCAGCCUAGACGGGGCCUCUGCCCCCGCAGUCGAAGAAGUAAUGGCCGUUCAUAGUAUGGAGGUGGAGAAUGUUGGGCCUGAAAGAAACCCAGAGGAAGAGGGUUACAGGGGACAGAGCGUGGAUGGUGAGGAAGACUCGGAUAUUGAACCUGCUGAGGAGGAGGGGGAAGGAGGACAGGAGGAGGAGGAAAACCUUGUAGCAGAUCAAGGUAUGGUGGAUGCCCAUCGAUUUCCAAUGGCUGGCUUCCGAUUUAUGUUUCUGGAUCUGAUCCACACCAUUCUCAACCGUGUCUAUUACAACGACCACGUCCUGAUUAGGCGCCCCUGUGAAAACCGAAUGGUGGAAACAUCUGGCCCUUCUACAUCUGGCCAUUCAAGUGCGGUCCAAAUACCAUCCGGGCCCACUCCAGCGACAGUGCGAGCCACAGAGUAUGAGGAUCAGACCUCAGGCAUGGCCCGAAGCCUACCAGAGGUUAUCUCUACAUUUCCAGAGCUGGAGGAGCCUCCAGACUUCGAGGAAAGGGUAGAUCAGUACCUGCUGGGGCCAGAUCUUUGCAUGCUGGGGCCUGCAGUUAGGGCAGCAGCCGUGGAACCAGGAAUGCAAGCAAUAGAAGAGGGUGCGGCAGAGGCAACAGCAGAAGAUCCAGAAAAGGAAGUCAUACAGCAAAUCAUGGCCUCAGAGGGUGAAUACCAUUAUGAUACCUGGAAUGAAGAGGACAACAUCUUUGAUGAGGAGGAAGAAAAAGAAGAAGAACAGAAAAAUCAAGAUGAACUCAAUGAAGUGGACCCAGAUCCAGCAGACUACAGCACUGGAAAAUCCAGGUUUCUGUGUAAGGAAAAGGGAGCAGAGGGGGAGAGAGAGAGAGAGCGAGAGCAAAUGUUCGGUCACCUUAGCUACGACCUCAGCCCCAACCUCACACCUCAGUCCCCACCCCUCACAUUACUCCGCACGUCUCACGCCAGCAUCCACCCCUCAUCUCAGCUUCCCAGGAACCUCAGCCCUCAUCCAUCACCCAGUCUCCUCCCAUUUUUGCCCACCACCCCUUGCCACACAGCCCCACCUUUUAUCUCUGACCUCAGGGUCUCCACUUCACUCUCACCCCUCUCCUCAGACCUCCUCUCUAGCCUGCUUUCACUCAGCCUCUACACCUCUUCUCCACCCACACCCUUUCACCUCAGCCCCUACCCCUAA